This is a messenger RNA of Mya arenaria, 4113 nucleotides long. RefSeq lists its product as uncharacterized. The record is from RefSeq and is a predicted model, not a curated record. Gene Ontology annotation, biological process: G protein-coupled receptor signaling pathway. Gene Ontology annotation, molecular function: G protein-coupled receptor activity. Lineage: Eukaryota; Metazoa; Mollusca; Bivalvia; Myida; Myidae. The coding region runs from base 763 to 2304 and encodes 513 amino acids. Gene Ontology annotation, cellular component: plasma membrane. The transcript has 3 exons.
AAACAAUACGGAAUGAACAAAAAGUGUAUGGUUUGACAAAGGACAUAGUUUCUUAAGAGCUUUACUCAGAAUAAAAUGACCUCUCAAAUCGAUUGUUCAAUUGAAUUUUUGACAUAGCUGUUGUAUUUUUUUUGUCGUUUGAAUAUACAUAGUUGUUUUGUGUGCAGUAACAGCAAAAUUCAUGGAAAUACUUACAGUGGAGCAAACUUGCAAACGACAUAUGCGGUGGAUCUCGAGGGAGAACGAUUGUGGUUAUCAGGCUUGGCUACGGCCAAUAGCUCCAUGCCCUUUCCAUGAAUACGCAUUGACAGCUGCGCAUUGCUGAGGACGAUAGUCUAGUUUCCUGCGGCGACAUCGGCUUGACAGUGCUGACCGUCUCUUCACUCCGCACAUGCUUCAACGGGAUACAAUGUAUUGGCCGGUUUUACAAUAACACCGUGCGUAACAACUGCUCCUGACGGUGUCUUUUUCCGGAGCUGGUGUUAAACGUCAAAGUUAUGUUUAAUUUGAUGAAGUCGGGCGAAGCUGGAGACUAUUAAACAUCAUUUACUUGUAUUUAAGACUGCAGCUAUUUGUUAUGAUGGGUAGUAUUUCGGUACCUUUAAAUGUGGAUUAAGCUAUGGCAUAAACAAUCGCAAAUGAAUUUUGUAAUAUUCUCAUGUAUGAUAUACGACUUAUAAGAAAAGAGACAAACGUAAUUUAGAAUAACAUCACUUUUGUCGGAUAAUGUAUUUUCCAGUAAAAUAACUUUAAGUAAACAAGAUGGAUUCGAGGGACUAUCGGUUUGGACAGGAAAAUUAUUCCGAGAUAUCAAACAAAAGUGCAGAGAAUUUGUUGGCGUUUCAGCCACUGGGUUUGGAGUACCUGCUCGUGACAGUCAUGGUGACGCUCCUGGCCGCCGUCGGCAUAUCGGGCAACAUUCCGGUUCUCAUCAUUUAUUUCCGUAGGAAGGAAAGGAAGGCAAGCAACACUUUCAUUAAAGUGUUAGCGUUCUUAGACUUGUUGGUGUGUAUAUUUGUGAUGCCUUAUACAAUUGUGUACGAGUACCAUUUGGUGACCUCCGAUAUCGUCUGCAGAGCAUUUGAAGUUGUACGACAUUUUUCAGUCCUCGCUUCUAACGUCACACUUGUGGCCAUUGCGUCGGAACGCUACAUCGCGGUGUGUCGCAUUGGAACACGUCUAAGCGUCAGUACCAUAAACCAUGGCGUGUUUUGUAUCAUGGUUGUAAGCUUGUUGAUUUCAUGCCCAGCUAUCGGCGUGUUUGCGGUCGUCAGUGAUCAGGAUGUUCAAGACGUACCCUGUCAUUUCCCCCACGACCAAACCGCCGUCAAGUUCUGUCACUUUACUUUCUCCGUAAUGGGCGAAACGUUAGUCAAAUUGUACCAGGUCGUCCAGAUGGGAUUAUUCUUCUUAGAACUUAUUCUAAUUGUGGUUCUCUACACGAUAAUAUAUGUGGUAUUAUGGCAGAAAACUGUUGUAAGAGAAAAUCUUACGAAACGCCGAACUAGUUCCACGACGGUAGAACGUCAAAGUUCAACAUGUGGCGCGACUAAUGAUGUGGAAAAGACCCAGACAAAUAUAGAAGACGACAGCUUCUCGUGCACACCGGACGCAAACGAUGACUUGUUUGUUGAUAGAUCGAUUGAGGUUCAAUUACAAGAAACUAAGUUACAUGAUGAAACGCUGAAUCAGGAUACUCAGGAGUCUGAAAAACGUGUUGCUCAAUCUAUUAAAGCCGAUGACAUGCAUUACUCGCAGUGUCACAAUAUUCCAGAAAUAAAUGAUCAGAACAAAGAUAUAACCGAUGAAUCAGACGAAGAACCUUCUAUUGACAACAAAUUGGACACCAAACGAGCGGACCAAAGAGUAACAUUCCAGAACAAUGUCAACAUUGUUAAAACAGACACACAAGUUACGUUACUGUCAAAUGGUAUAUGUACCUCGCCUGCAAACAGGAAAUCAAAAUUGACAUUUACGUUUGGAACCAUUGAAAAAAAUAGAAAGAAGCGUUAUUACCACCGACGAACAGCCAAAAUGCUAUUCCUGUGCACCGUUAUAUAUUUCAUUACCUGGAUGCCAUUUUGGUUAGAUAUAUUUGGAAUGACUAAUUCACUUAUUCUUCGGCAUCUUUUUCUUAUCGGACAUGCUACGAACCCCAUUAUUUAUGGGGUGGUGAACAAGCAAGUUAGAAAAUCUCUGAAGCGGUUGUUUAUUAGUUUUUGUAGAAGAUGGUGUUUUAAAACCCCGCCGAGUGCUCAAGGCGAGUAUUCCUUUAAUGGCUCGAUAUCAGGAAUAAGUAGAUGAUGUGACAUAAUACCCCUGGGAGACAUUUGCUGCGUGUUCAUUAAGUAAAGCCAUCAGUUUCAUUAAAAUUAGUGGAUUCUUAAACAUUUAUUUUAAUUGCUAUAGGACUAACAAUGCGUACAUCAUUUGUAUUACAAUGUUUAACGCCGUAUAGGGACAAGCGACGGCAACAAUAAGAGACCCAACAAUACACAACUUGUGCAAAAAGAAAUAUGAAAUAAAUAAAUGUAAUAAAAUCGCCCACUGGCAGAACAGACGCGUAAUGCCCAAACAUUUAUUUGGAUUCAAUAAAUAUCUGUUAAUUAUCUACUGGUAGACUUUAUCAUAUGCCUAAAACCUCAAUCAGACAAACAUAGAUAUAGUAUAUUUCGUUCUAUUCAAGAAAUUAGAGAAAAACAGUAAUAGAACCAUUUUAAUGUUGAGGCUGUUUUUAUUUUGGAUUACAUCUUAUUAUAUGACUUUGCUGCUAUAGUAAAAAACAGUAUCUAGAACAUUGCAUUGUCGACCUUUAAACUAAAGGGGGCACUCUAGUUUUGCUGAGCGAGGUCCAUCAGUGUUUCAUACUCUGUAUUUUAAGAACCAGAAACUUCAAAUAUGCUCAUAUGAAUGUGUUUGUAAAAUAACUCACAUCUUCAAGAAUAGUUGUCUUGUUGCAAGUGUAUAAAUCAAAGUCAACAACAAGUAACAUAUGCAUUAUUAAGCUACAUUGUUAAAGCAGAUUAGGGCUGAAUCAAAUAUUUGCUUAAAAGGAUUUGACAAGUGUUGGUAUAUCUUGUUCUUAAAAAGUGCGAUUUAAAACUAAAGAGCUGUUAGAAUUUUAUGUUACGCUUAAAAUAUGUUGAUAAAUCAAAAUAUAGAUAUAAAAGAACGUUAUAAUUAUUAUUAUUAAAGGACCCCAAGACAUUCUUAAUUUGUUAAUACUUCUUCUUUUUUUUUCUUUUUUUUUUUUUUUUCACACAGUCUCUGACAAUCUGCUUGCUCAAAACAUGUAAGUGAUGUUUUGGUAACAUGUUAAUGAUAUUUUGGUAACAUAACAUGUAAGUACUGUUUUGGUAACAUAACAUGUUAAUUAUAUUUUGGUAACAUGUUAAUGAUAUUUUGGUAACAUAACAUGUUAAUGAUAUUUUGGUAACAUGUUAAUGAUAUUUUGGUAGCAUAACAUGUUAGUGAUGUUUUGGCGACAUAGCAUGUUAAUGAUGUUUUGGUAACAUAACAUGUUAAUGAUAUUUUGGUAACAUGUUAAUGAUAUCUUGGUAACAUAACAUGUUAGUGAUGUUUUGGUGACAUAGCAUGUUAAUGAUAUUUUGGUAAAAUGUUAAUGAUAUUUUGGUAAUAUAACAUGUUAGUGAUGUUUUGGUGACUUAACAUGUUAAUGAUAUUUUGGUAACAUGUUAAUGAUAUUUUGGUAACAUAGCAUGUUAGUGAUGUUUUGGUAGCGUAACAUGUUAAUGAUAUUUUGGUAACAUAACAUGUUAGUGAUGUUUUGGUGACUUAACAUGUUAAUGCUAUUUUGGUAACAUGUUAAUGAUAUUUUGGUAACAUAACAUGUUAGUGAUGUUUUGGUAGCGUAACAUGUUAGUGAUGUUUUGGUGACAUAACAUGUUAGUGAUGUUUUGGUGACAUAACAUGUUAAUGAUAUUUUGGUAACAUAACACGUUAGUGAUGUUUUGGUAACAUAACAUGUUAGUGAUGUUUUGGUGACAUAACAUGUUAGUGAUGUUUUGGUGACAUGUAGUGAUACUAUUUUGUCACGUUACUUUCAUACUUCCGUUGCAGUUGAUACAUCUGUGAGUAUUCUACAUACUUGUA